This is a messenger RNA of Chara braunii, 5565 nucleotides long. Lineage: Eukaryota; Viridiplantae; Streptophyta; Charophyceae; Charales; Characeae. The record is from the annotation of a GenBank genome assembly.
GGGUAUGCGUGUCUCUUCGACAAAUGCUCUGUUACAGACCGCCUAAUGGAAUCAUGAUCGUGUGUGCAUCAGGGGACGGGCAGAGGUGUGUUGUAUCCAACUCUCGCGUUCCUGGACACACAAGUCAUCCGUCAUCGAUCGGCAGAAAGUACGUAUUAACUGGUGGAAAGUACCUGCAGUUCCUCAGCCAGAUAUGUUCAGUCCGACAGAAAGACACAACAGAACAGUCCUCCAUUAAACAGAAGGGUGCACUGUCAGGUGUGUGCUUCAUCAAUCACCGUGUAACAUAUGGUUGAGAGCGUGGAAGAGAGCGUGGAAGAGAGCGUGGAAGAGAGCGUGGAAGAGAGAGCCUUUUGUUUUUUUCUAAGUGCCCCACAACGCCUCUGACCACUGACCAGCGUGGAAGAGAGCGUGGAAGAGGCGUUGUGGUACUAAGUGGAAGAGAGCGUGGAAGAGGAGAGCCUUUGUUUUUUAUGAAGUGGCCCAGAUCCAGGUGCAGUUGGAGAAAUUCUGUUUUGGUUGGUCGUCCAAGCCCAAGGUUAGGUACUCAUGGACAAGCAUAUAUUUCAGCAGAGUCCAGUUAAAAUGACCUAUCGAUCCUCUGUGAGGACAGGAUCACCUUCAAGUUGUUGUUUUGUGGUGAGUCGCCUUGGGCCUUGGCUGGGAAAGGGGAGCUAGUCACUCUUCUGCCGUGGUGGUUCACGUCUUCUCGGGGAUGAGCCCAGGUGCACGACACCAGCCGCGGAAGGUUCUGAUUAGUUUGCGCGAUGGCACGCGUAUAAUGAACGUCGACGAGAACUAUCCCGCUUCGUCGGCGCAUAGCUUUUCGUCACUAUCGCUGCAACAAGAGCUGAUAACUGUUGCAGCUGAAGAAGAAGAAAGACAAGGAAGACAAGGGGAAAGGGAAGGAGGAGGAGAUGGAGGAGGAGAGUGGGGAAGAGGAGGAGGAGGAGAAGGAGGGGAAGAAAGAGGGGGGGGGGGAGUAGAAGCUGAAGGAGACAGGAGAGGAGGAAUAGUAGAAGGCAAAGGAGGAGGAGAGGGAGAGAGGGCAGGUGGAAGAGUAGUAUUGAGUUGCAAGCUAUGUGAUUUGAAGGGGGGGCAGAAACGGGAUGAGGUACGUCAGCAAGAGGACAGGCGGACGCUUGCAGGUAGCGCAACCGUGUCUUCUCGCUCUGGUUGGCUUGUUCCCAGAGCAUUUGGCAAUGCUGAAACGGCGAGCACAACCGGCCAGUUUCACCAUAUUAAGGAUGAUGACAUCACAUCAGUGGCGAGGAAGGAGAAGAGGAACGGAGAGAAACUUUUGAGGAAUAGUUCCCGUACUAACAAGAGCAGUACCAAUAACGGUAGUAGUGCAGCUCGUUCUAUUAAUAGUGGUAGAUCAAGUAAGAGUAGGAGGAAGAAGCACGGCAAUCGGCGGAUUCGGGUUGCAAUCAACCUGACUGGCUGCAAGUAUGACGUGAUCAGAAAGGUGACCCAGAGUAAGCUGGGUUGGCGAGAGGUCGGCGACGAUGACGAGUGGCAUGUCUAUUGGACUGACACGUCGGUUGGUGCAGAGCGGCUGAUGAAACUGAAGCGUAUGCAAAGAAUCAACCAUUUCUAUGGCAUGUUAGAGGUCUGUCGGAAGCGUCUACUCGCACGUAACAUCCAGAAGAUGAGCAAACUCUUCCCUGAAGAGUACAAAUUUGUUCCCCGAACAUUCGUCUUGCCAGCAGAUCUUGGGGAGCUUGUGAGCAGAUUGGAGGGGGUAGAGCAUCUGUGCGGGAAGGCUGCCGACGUCCAAUCUAGUUACUAUUAUUACUACCACCACCACCAUCAUUACUACCAUCAUCAUCACCACCAUCAUCACCAUCAUCAUCAUCAUCACCCAAGUACUGCGAAUACCAAAGCCAAAGAGAACAGCCAUGACAAGAAGAGGUUAGGAGUUGCGUCAAUAUCGAUUGGGAAGGGGGGGGGGGGGCAUAAUUCCCAGGGGAUGAAAGGGGUAGGGAGAGGAAGCGGAGGCGGAAGCGCUGGAAGCAGUGGAGGAGGAGGAGGAGGAGGUGGGGGAGGGGGGAGGAAAGGGUCCAAACAGCCGUCGAAGGAGGGAGGGCGGGUCAGGCGAUUCCGCCGGACAUACAUUGUGAAACCAGAUGGAGGGUGUCAGGGGAGAGGCAUCAGUCUUGUGCAGACAAUAGGCGACUUGGCGCGAAGCGUUGGGGACUCUCUGUCGGGAAGCAGCGUUGUCGCACAGAGAUACAUCGUCCGUCCGAUGCUCAUCAAUGGCUAUAAAUUUGACUUGCGUGUCUAUGUUCUUGUCGUGUCGUGCAGCCCCUUGAGGGUGUUUCUAUACAAGGAAGGCCUUGCGCGUUUUUGCACGGAACCUUACGAGCCACCUCGCCCAGAGAAUCUGUCAAUCAGUCGAAUGCAUCUUACCAAUUAUGCCAUCAACAAGGUCAGCACCACUGGCAGCCCUCCACCUUUGUACCAACCCUUUUAUGGCACCCCGGCUUCCCUCGCUGGCAAUAAUCACCCAAAUCCCACUCUAUUCACGUCGCUAACGGGCCCAAACGGGACAGGUGGGGCUUCUCAUGCUCUGACCAAUGGAGCACCAGGAAAGAGUGGUAUUGUUGUGGAAAACGCGUCCGCGGAAGGGCUACGGCAGGGAACGAGCAAGGGAAACGCAACAGAGUGUACCUCUCCCUCAGCUGCGAGUCCGCAGAAGUGGUCACUGACUGAGCUCAUGCAUGCACUUAGGACCACAGCAGCAGUAGACACUGACAACCUCUGGGGACUGAUUGCCGAUAUCGCGGUGAAGACGCUGCUUUCUGUACAGCCAUUGCUGGCACACAAUUACCGAACCUGCCUCGACAAAGACGAUGAAGGAUUCUCUUGCUUCGAGCUGCUUGGGCUUGAUAUUAUUCUUGAUCAUAAAGGCAAGCCAUGGUUGCUGGAGGUUAAUCACUCACCCUCAUUUGCGACGGAUACGCCUCUGGAUCUGAUGGUGAAAGAGGCCCUCAUAACUGACACCAUUAUGCUUGUUCGGAUCGAUCCAAAGGAAAUUGUUCGGUCGAAGAUGGAAGAGAAGGAAGGGACAAAGAGUCGAUUGUAUGGAGGCGGACACUACGGGCAAGAUCUGUCUUCAUCAGCAAUUACAGCAAGAGGGAAAGAGAAUUCCGCAGAUGCUGCCGAGCCAGCAAACGCCAAAGCGAACACGGAUGGGCAGGACGCGGAUCGCCAAGCGCAGUGGCUGGAAGACGAGGGUAGUAGUAGUAACUUAAGGGAAAAGUGGAUGGAGAAGGUCCUGGAGGCCCGGGAAAAGUACGAGGCCAAGCACAAAGGUAAUUACGUCAGAAUCUAUCCGCCGGAUAAUCCUAAGUUGGCUGAGAAGUAUGAAAAGAUAUUAGAGGGAUCGAGGAUCUUGUUCAAGAAAUCCUUCGAGGUAAGAGUCCGAGAUGCAAUCGCCAGAUUGUCAGAAGACAGAAAAAAGAGCACUGAGGCAGUUGGCGAGCUGACACCGAAAAGACAUUGGAGGGCAGCUGGAGUAGCGAGCUCGAAACCUUGGCCGAAAUGGGAGAAACCACAGCCAUCGGCCAAUGGAAAAGCUAUCCCGAAGCAACUCAAGGAGAACAUGGGUAAGGAGGUGCAGCUGCUGCAGCAGCAGAGUAACACCGACAAGAAGCUGGAUGGCAGUGCCGAACCACUGGAUCAGGGAAGUGAGGGGCAAGGCCAACAAGGUCCAGCGAGUUUCGACAAGAGCAACCAGAGAAAAACUGACUUGGUAGAAGACAGAAACCAACCUGGUAAGCCACCCGAUCCUUUGAACGGGCAAACAAAUGCCGAAGCUUCCGGAGAGCAGCAGACAUUGUCAUGUGAUAUGCACAUCGUGGAUUCUGGAAGUGUUAACCAUUGUGAAGGUGAUUUUGCAACACCCACAAAGGCCGAUGAUGUUCCACCAAACAGAUGUGCAGAGCAAACGGUUAUUUCCCAUGGAAAUGCACCUGCAGGAGGAUCAUGGAAAGGGAAGAACAAGACACCGAGACGCAUUCACACAGCGGCGGGUGAGCUGGCAGCUUUAGCUUCUGGUUCUCUGGAAGUUUUGCGACAACAAGAAAUCAACUUUGAAAACCUAAGGUCCGUUGGCUCCACCCUAACGUCGUUUUCUUACCCUUGUCCUUUCAUUACUAUCUCGUGCAUAUCCAGUCGGGACACACCAGGUCCUGACACUUCGACAAACAUUUCUCGAGUAGGCGAGAACCUGAUCAAUGUUUGUGCUGCUGAUAGGAUAUCGACUCACAGCUGGAAGUCAGAAAAGAGUGGCUCAAGCAACCGAGAGCGCAGCAAUGUGAUUUUGAGCACGAUAGUGAGAGAUGAAGCUUCAGAUGGUGUCAUUUCCUCGGUAUCCGAUGUUAUGCCGAAGAGAAAGGGUCCAGCAAGGCUGCUUUCGACCCUAAGGGUAGCACGGUCGCAUACCCACGGCGGCGAUGAGAAUGCGCACCUUGUUCUUACUGGGAAUGGGCUUGGGGGCCCGGUGCCGGUGAUGUCAUCCACCGUUGACCAGUCUCAUCCUCAUGAAGCCGGGUCGAACAGUGUGAUGUGUUGCGAAGGAUCAACAGUCCCAGCGCUCGAUGGUAAUAAUAAGCAAGAAGUCCAGCCGCAAACCGUCAUACGAAGCCAUCCCAAGAAAGUGCAAGUGGGACGCGAACUUCAUGAAGACGAAUCCCAACACAGGGGGCAUCAUCCCUUUGGCAGAACAGGUUCUGAAGACCCCCUGUCUGAGGGGAUAAGGGCAGAAGCGAAGCCGUCAAGCCGACAAAGAAGGAUCAGCUUGCGGGAGUCCAGAUGGAACAGCUGGGAAGCACCGCCGCCAGUCGACCCAACUUCCUUUCCAUCGCUGCGAGUCCCGGAGAAGGAACGCUCGAGAGCAGAAGUGCAUGAGGAUCUAAUGUCGGGUUCUGUGGGCCCAUUAGAUGUUAGGGGCCUAGCUGGGGGGGGGGGGAAUGAAGGCACGGUAGACAUAGGCGUUGUGCGGCAGCAGAGGAAUGCUGCGAAUCUGGUCAAGGAGAAUCGGCGGCACAGGUCAGGUCUUGAUCGGGUGAGCACGUCCCGAAGAGAGGGUCGUGUGACACAGGCAAAGGUUAUCUUGGACCUGAAGAGCAUUCCUGUUAAGGACUUGAGGGUGGGUCCGGUGGGACUGCAACAGGUCCGCACUCUGAAAACCCAUGCGAAAAACUAGAAGGAAGGCGGAGAAGGCAUCUUCUUCCGCGAACAGGGCCAACAACAUAUUAACCCUUAACGUCGUUAAGAUGAUCAUCAAGAUACGUUGUGCACUACGGAGCCAAAUUGAAUGGCGUUUACGGCUUUAAGGGUUGAUUUACCAUCUUCACCCAAAUAGAAAGCCAGGUCAUUACAGCUGCAUUUGGGGAAACUUUCACUCUAGGUACAGCGAUAAUGACCGGGCGUUCUUUUCAGGUGAAGACCGUAGUAUUUGGGUUGCCAGGUAAAGUUCGGCAACGAGUCCCUGGUUCAGUUCUCCAUUGAAUUUCUCUAUAAUAUAUCUCAAUUUUCAAGUAAAGUCAACGUCUUCGA